AUAAUUGUAUGCAUAACAAAUGUGUUAUGCACGAAAUACCUUUCGCAUUGAAGCAACGAAUUGAUCUCAAAGAAGAACCAUUUGGUGAUAAAGAAAAAAUGAUGUUGAUCAAAUUGAACAAUUCGUUGAUUGAACUUAAACAUAGCCGUCGUUUUCUUCUCCAUAAUUGUAUCCUAGCGACUAUACUUAACACUAUGACGAACACUAAACAGAUUUUACCGAAGGCAUUAAUUACGCUUAUCGAUUGUGAUGAUGGCACUGAUAACAUUGCAAAAAGGCGACAUAGAUUUAUGGAUGUAAUAUUCUUCUUGCACAAUAUUGUUAGCGACGAAAAAAAAAAACAAAACGAAAAGUAUUAUAAUAUGUAA
Messenger RNA from Loa loa (African eye worm), 368 nucleotides. RefSeq names its product ATP binding protein. The annotation marks the transcript as partial. Lineage: Eukaryota; Metazoa; Nematoda; Chromadorea; Rhabditida; Onchocercidae. The record is from RefSeq and is a predicted model, not a curated record. The transcript is spliced from 4 exons.